UGGCAAAUGGUCUAGCCCGGCGGAGGCACCAGGUGGAGGCGGUGGCAGGGACACCCGCAGUGAAGGGCGGACCGUGCACGCAUGCGCAGAGGCGCGGCAGGGGGGGCGGGAGCCGCGGAACCCCUACCCCAGGUCUGCGCAGGUGAGGAGGGGGCGGGGCAGGACCGACCUCCCUUGCCGUGAUAACCACCUUCGCAGCCGGCUCCCAGACCGUUGGCACCGAUUGCCUAGAAAAUAGGGGGUCUCAGGAGCUCCGUUUUAGCGUUUAUAUAUCCCAAUUCCAAUUAAGCCACUUCCAGUAUUUUUUGGCCAUUGUCAGUGUACAAGUCUUCCUCCUCUUCGAGACCAUGUUACUGCAAUAGCAGCAAACGUGUUGGGAGGCCUCACAAUUCAUCGUGGUUUUUCUGGCCUCUGGCAGAUAGCUCCUUCCUAGCGAGCUGUGGAGCUUAAAGUCUUUUGGACACUUGAUUCUAUUCAAUCCAGUAUCAGACCAGGUCAUUGCUAGGAAGAACUCUGGGUACAAUAAUGAAUACAGUGUAUGUGAUGAUGGCUCAGAUCUUAAGAUCUCACCUGAUAAAGGCUACAGUGAUUCCUAAUCAAGUGAAAAUGCUUCCAUAUUUUGGUAUCAUUAGAAAUAGAAUGAUGUCAACCCAUAAAUCCAGAAAGAAGAUCAGAGAAUAUUAUAGGCUGCUGAACGUGGAGGAAGGAUGCUCUGCAGAUGAAGUCAGGGAAUCUUUUCAUAAGCUUGCCAAGCAAUAUCAUCCUGACAGUGGCUCUAAUACUGCUGAUUCUGCAACAUUUAUAAGGAUUGAAAAAGCUUAUAGAAAGGUGCUGUCCCAUGUGAUAGAACAAACAAAUGCCAGUCAGAGUAAAGGUGAAGAAGAAGAAGAUGUAGAAAAAUUCAAAUAUAAAACACCCCAACACCGGCAUUAUUUAAGUUUUGAAGGUAUUGGUUUUGGGACUCCAACUCAACGAGAGAAACAAUAUAGGCAAUUUAGGGCAGACCGUGCUGCUGAACAAGUGAUGGAAUAUCAAAAGCAGAAACUACAAAGCCAGUAUUUUCCUGAUAGUGUAAUUGUUAAAAAUAUAAGACAGAGCAAACAGCAAAAGAUAACGCAAGCUAUAGAACGUUUAGUGGAGGACCUCAUUCAAGAAUCCAUGGCAAAAGGAGACUUUGACAAUCUCAGUGGGAAAGGAAAACCUCUGAAAAAGUUUUCUGACUGUUCUUACAUUGAUCCCAUGACUCACAACCUGAACCGAAUACUGAUCGAUAAUGGAUACCAACCAGAAUGGAUCCUUAUGCAAAAGGAAAUAAGCGAUACUAUUGAGCAACUCAGAGAGGCAAUUUUAGUGUCUAGGAAAAAACUUGGGAAUCCAAUGACACCAACUGAACAAAAACACUGGAACCAUGUUUGUGAGCAGUUUCAAGAAAACAUCAGAAAAUUAAACAAGCGAAUUAAUGAUUUUAAUUUAAUUGUUCCCAUCCUGACCAGGCAAAAAGUCCAUUUUGAUGCUCAGAAAGAAAUUGUCAGAGCCCAGAAAAUAUACGAGACCCUUAUAAAAACAAAAGAAGUCACAGAUAGAAACCCAAAUAACCUUGAUCAAGGAGAAGGAGAGAAAACACCUGAAAUCAAGAAAGGUUUUUUAAAUUGGAUGAAUCUGUGGAAAUUUAUUAAAAUAUGAUCAUUUUGAUGUUUACUAUCAUAAAUCAUUCUUAGUUCCACUGACACUUAACAUGGAAAAUGAGAUUUAUUGCUAUAAUACAAGAAUUUAAGAACUGUGCCAUUGUACUUAUCACAAAACUAAUCACAUAGCCAAUGAUGUGUGAGUGAGAAACCUAUCAGGUUUGUCUUGAGGAUAUAGCAAGAAAAGAAAAUAACUGAAACUCCUUUUUUUUUUGAGACGGCGUCUCGCUCUGUCACCCAGGUUGGAGUGCAAUGGCACAAUCUAGGCUCACUGCAACCUCUGCUUCCCAGGUUCAAGUGAUUCUCCUGCCUCAGACUCCCGAAUAGCUGGGAUUACAGGCACACACCACCACACCCGGCUAUUUUUGUAUUUUUUGUUCUUUGUUUUUUGAGACAGAGUCUCACUCUGUCGCCUAGGCUGGAGUGCAGUGGUGCGAUCUCGGCUCACUGCAAACUCCACCUCCUGGGUUCAUGCCAUUCUCCAGCCUCAGCCUCCCAAGUAGCUGGGACUACAGGCGCCAGCCACCACGCCCGGCUAAUUUUUUGUAUUUUUAGUAGAGACGGGGUUUCACUGUGUUAGCCAGGAUGGUCUUGAUCUCCUGACCUCGUGAUCCGCCCACCUCGGCCUCCCAAAGUGCUGGGAUUACAGGUGUGAGCCACCGCGCCUGGCCUAUUUUUGUAUUUUUGGUAGAGGCGGGGUUUCACCAUGUUGGCCAGGAUGGUCUCAAACCCCUGACCUCAUGAUCCACCUGCCUUGGCCUCCCAAAGUGCUGGGAUUACAGGCUUGAGCCACCACGCCCGGCCUAAUUUUUAUAUUUUUAAUAGAGAUGGGGUUUCACCAUGUUGGCCAGGAUGGUCUCGAUCUCUUGACCUCAUGAUCCGCCUCCCUUGGCCUCCCAAAGUGCUGGGAUUACAGGCGUGAGCCACCAUGCCUGGCCAAAAGUAACUGAAACUUCUAAAGAAAAUAAUUUAGUUCAUUCUAGUGUUAAAAUGUUGGUCAUCCAGUGAAAUGAGCUAGGAUCAGUUUUCUGACUUAGGAAUCAUACAUGAAUUCCAAAAGUUUUAGUGCAGUUUUGAGCUGUAAUAACUAACUUAAAAGCAGUGACUGUUGCCAUUUUCAAACAUAGGUACUUAAACAACAACAGGGAAACCGGAAAAUCUGUUAUCAAAAGUCACAAAACUGAAGUGUUAUGAAAUUUAACCAAUUAAACCUCCAGAUGACUUUUUUUUUAAACGAGCUUGCUGGAUUUAUAUUCCUGAACUUAUUAAGGCUCAAAACCGUUCCAAGACUUUUGGGACACCCUCCAUAUGGGUGGAAAUAUUAAGAUCAGGAAAUUAGCCUACUGGAAUUACUGUACUUUUCUUUUUAUGAGGGCCUUCUCUGUGGGUACUGAAUGAAAAACACACCAAACAUCCAGAUUCUACUUUUUCCUGUCUAACUUGAUGGUUUAUUGGCUGCAGAAAUCAGUGAAGCUAGUUGAUUUAGCAAUUCUAGAAAUAAACUCCAGUGUCCGCUUUUUUUUUUUUUUUUUUGAGAUGGAGUUUCACUCUUGUUGCCCAGGCUGGAGUGCAAUGGUGCAAUCUUGGCUCACUGCAACCUCCGCCUCCCAGGUUCAAGUGAUUCUCCUACCUCGGCCUCCCAACUAGCUGGGAUUAGAGGUGCCCGUCACCACGCCCAGCUAAUUUUUAUUUUUUUUAGUACAGAUGGGGUUUCACCAUUUUGGCCAGGCUGGUCUCGAACUCCUGACUUCAGGUGAUCCACCUGCCUUAACCUCCCAAAGUGCUGGGAUUACAGGCGCGAGCCACCGUGCCUGGUCCAGUGGCCACUUUGUUUUUUUGAAAUGGAGUUUUGCUGUUGUUGCCCAGGCUGGAGUGCAGUGUUUCCUUCUUUAAUCCAGAGUGCUGUGUUACAGAAGUGGUUCAGAAGUGAGGGACUCACCACCUGCAUUUUGGAAGAAACUGUUAUUUUGUAAAAUGUGUGAUAGUUAAAACAACAAACAAAACUACACCUUCAAAAAGAAAUUUUUGGCCUUUAGCUUAGAUGCUGCAGCAUUAAUUGGCAUAAUAUGUGAUUAUAAUUUAUUGAAUGAUUUGUCAUUUGGCUUCUACAAUGAUAGUAUCACUGUAAAUAAAAUUGUGAACAGUA
Molecule: messenger RNA, 3831 nt
Organism: Gorilla gorilla gorilla (western lowland gorilla)
Lineage: Eukaryota; Metazoa; Chordata; Mammalia; Primates; Hominidae
Gene: DNAJC28
Product: DnaJ heat shock protein family (Hsp40) member C28
Exons: 2
Coding region: 526-1683 (385 amino acids)
Source: RefSeq, a predicted model, not a curated record